AUGAUAAGCUCAAUCGGCUUUCUUCCUGGUGGAGUUUCAAUAGAGAGACUCAAGGAGUUUGUGUAUGACGAGGACAUCCAUCGAGCAUUGGACUAUCUUGGAAUUCCGGUUGUCGACAAGUCGAAAAUGGCUUGCGACGAUGACAUCGACGAGUCGGAGGAGAUAGUAGAAAACGACAUUAUAGUCUUCUGCACUCCAAACGAGGAUGAUGUGAGUUUCUUGCAGUUUUAUGUACAGAACAGAGAAUGCACAAACAUUUUCCUCCACCACGACACAUAUGUGUUCAGCACUAUUUGCGAUUCUACCCAAGCCGUCAUUGGAGGAGAGACGUAUGUUGCACUGGCCACAUUUGAGAAGGACAUUAUGGUGUUUGAUCCAUUUGUGAGAAACCCGGUGCUUCCUCAAGUUCUUCUUAAAGGACAUGAGGAAGCAGUUCUGUCAAUAGAGUGUUCCAAUGGAGUGCUCUUUAGUGGAGGUCUUGAUUCAACGAUUAUUGAAUGGGAUACUGAAAAGGCUCUUCCCAAAAAUAGAAUACAGGCCAUGGGACCUGUGAAUAAGCUUGGAACCUUGAAUUCAUCGGUGAUUUAUUCUGUGGAAAACUCUCUGUAUUGGACAGAUAGAGAGAUUAGGUUUGAUGGAGAAGUUGAAAGAAUAAGGAUUAUGGAUAAUAAAAUGCUUGUAUCGGACUCCACAGGGAUCUUGAGACAUUAUGACCUAAGAAAUGUAUCUGAUCCGGUUAUGGAGAAGAGAAUCCACGAAGACUCUAUUACAGGAAUCGAUGUGCUUGGAAGUAAUGUGUAUACAGGAUCUCUGGACGGAAGCAUAAAGAUUGUAAGCCUUGAAACGUUUGAUGUUAUGAACAGUGAAGACGUCGAAGAGAAGAUAUUUUCUCUAAAGGUGCAUGAAGACGGGUUUUAUGUGUAUGGAGGAGAGAAGAACGAGCCCGAGCUUAGAUACAUCGACUGCUCUAAAGACGAGUGA
Molecule: messenger RNA, 981 nt
Organism: Encephalitozoon intestinalis ATCC 50506
Lineage: Eukaryota; Fungi; Microsporidia; Unikaryonidae
Product: WD40 domain-containing protein
Exons: 1
Coding region: 1-981 (326 amino acids)
Biological process (GO): mRNA splicing, via spliceosome
Cellular component (GO): catalytic step 2 spliceosome
Molecular function (GO): protein binding
Source: RefSeq, a predicted model, not a curated record